AUGACAAAUCUGCUGCUUCAGGACCCGUUUGCUGUGCUUAAGGAGUAUCCGGAUAAACUUGCUCACAUACUGGAAAAUCCGUUGCGGACGGAAUGCCUCCAAUUCAGUCCAAGAGGUGACUACUUAGCGCUUGGUUGCGCUAACGGCGGAGUCGUCAUCUACGAUGUUGAUACCCAUCGGCCAGUUCAAUUCCUGGGAAGCAAGCUAGGCGCUCAUAUAAGGUCUGUGCAGUCUGUUUCGUGGUCCCUGUGCGGCAGAUAUAUUUUAUCGGCCGGGCAAGAUUGGUCUGUCAAGUUGUGGGAUCUGGGAGCUCCCGAACAGCCACUGAAGCAGAUCGCGCUGCAGUCAUCUGUGUGGAAUUGUCAAUGGAUUGAUUCAGAUGUAUUUACCUGCAUUGCCACGGCGGUUGAGGAAGACAGAGCGUUUAUUAUUGAUUUCAGAGAUAUCCCGAAAGUCAGACCAUUGGGCGUCUCCGAUGGAUCUGGUUCAGCGACAAGCCAGGGCUACGUUUUGACCUCCGUCGUUCACAGCAAAUCUAGAGAGGUUGUCGUGACGGGUACAUCGAAAGGCUGGAUAAACUUCUAUCGCCUUUGUGGUAGCGAAGAGUUUGAGCUGAUCAAAAGUCUGAGGAUCGCAAACUCGAAUAUUAAGCACUUAAUCGUUUCACAAAAUGGGGAAAAGUUGGCAAUAAACUCCUCCGAUAGAAUUAUUCGACAAUAUUCUUUAAAUAUCAGCGAGGACACAUCGGCGGUCGAGGUAGAAUUGGAGCACAAGUAUCAGGACGUUAUAAACAAAUUGCAAUGGAAUAGCAUUUUUUUCGGCAGCAAGUCUGCAGAUUAUCUGGUAGCGUCGACCCACGGAUCGUCCGCGCAUGAAUUGUAUCUUUGGGAGACCCACUCAGGAACCCUGGUACGGGUUUUCGAGGGAGCAGAAGAGGAAUUGAUGGACAUAGAUUGGAACUUUUACAAUAUGAGCAUUGUCAGCAAUGGUCUGGAAUCUGGCGAUGUGUAUGCGUGGUCUAUCGUGCCUGCACCUAAAUGGAGUGCUUUGGCUCCGGACUUCGAAGAAGUGGAGGAAAACAUCGAUUACCAAGAAAAGGAAGAUGAAUUUGAUCAAGUGCACGAACAGGAGCAACAGCAGGAGAUUGAUCUGGUAGAGGAAGUGGAUAUCGAUCUUCGGGCUCGAGAAAGGUACGAUGUCCGAGGUAAUGAUCUACUCAUACCGCGAUUCACAAUUCCAACUGACUACGAAAGGAUACUUAUAAUGAAACAGGCAAUGGCCCAAGAUGUGGCCGAAGAAUCCGCAUAG
Torulaspora globosa is the source of this 1308-nucleotide messenger RNA. RefSeq names its product COMPASS subunit protein SWD1 (gene SWD1). Gene Ontology annotation, molecular function: protein binding. Gene Ontology annotation, cellular component: Set1C/COMPASS complex. Lineage: Eukaryota; Fungi; Ascomycota; Saccharomycetes; Saccharomycetales; Saccharomycetaceae. Bases 1 to 1308 code for a protein of 435 amino acids. The record is from RefSeq and is a predicted model, not a curated record. The transcript has a single exon.